AUGCUCCGAUUCCUUGGCCGUAAGACGAUGAAGUCGGAGAAGUCCGUGGCCGGAUCUACCUCUUCCAACCUGAGCGACUGGAGUAUUGGCAGCAUCGCUCGCAUCAUCACCCGCCUAUUUCAGUUCGUCAUGGGACUUACAGUCAUUGGUCUGUACGCCCAAGACCUAGUUAAGGCUAAAAGUGCGCAUAAGUAUGCCGACCCCAAGUGGGUAUAUGCCGUGUUCUGCGGUGCUUUCGGGGCACUUACAUCAGUCGUGUUCAUGCUCCCGCUCGUGAAGUCUUGGAUCUUCUUUGGUGUUGACUUUUUGAUCUUCUUCUUCUACAUGGUCCUCUUCGGCAUCUUUGGCAAGAUGUACAUGCAGGAGAAUCCCGAAGGCAACAAAGGCAUCAUUCGUAUGAAGCGCGCGGCCUGGAUCGAUAUGGUCAAUAUGCUCCUCUGGUUCGGCACGGCCGUCUGGGGAUUGUGCAUGUUCUUCAGGGCCCGUAAGGAACGUGGUCGGCAAUCUGUCGUCUAA
Messenger RNA from Lindgomyces ingoldianus, 516 nucleotides. RefSeq lists its product as uncharacterized. Bases 1 to 516 code for a protein of 171 amino acids. The transcript has 2 exons. NCBI's taxonomy places the organism in Eukaryota, Fungi, Ascomycota, Dothideomycetes, Pleosporales, Lindgomycetaceae. The record is from RefSeq and is a predicted model, not a curated record.